Molecule: messenger RNA, 4334 nt
Organism: Mobula hypostoma (lesser devil ray)
Lineage: Eukaryota; Metazoa; Chordata; Chondrichthyes; Myliobatiformes; Myliobatidae
Gene: dtwd2
Product: DTW domain containing 2
Exons: 6
Coding region: 954-1778 (274 amino acids)
Source: RefSeq, a predicted model, not a curated record
UCCAUCUGCCAAUCUUUUACCCUCAGUACAAAGCCCAGCUGGUUGGAAGUGGUAUAAAUCUGGUUUGGAGCUGUCGGGCUAUCAGCAAGAACAGGCUACUGUGAACAGAUAAAGUGAACCUACCUCAGUGAUUAUUGUCCAGUAGCACUUACAUCCACUGUGAUGAAAUGCUUUCAGAGGUUGGCCAUAAAACACAUCAACUCCUGCCUGAGGAGUGGCUUGGAUCCACUCCAAUUUGCCCACCGUCACAACAGGUCGAUAACAGAGAGCCAUUUCAUUGGCUCAUCACCCAGCUCCGGACAUUUGGACAACGAAGAUGCAUACAUCAGGAUGCCCAUCAUUAACUACAGCUCAGCAUUAUCAUUCCCUCAAAACUAAUCUCUAAGCUCCAAGACUUAAGUGUCAGUAUCUCCCUGUGCAACUGAAUCCAUGAUUUCCUCAUUUGCAGACCCGUCAGUAUGGAUUAACAACAUUUCCUCCACAAUCACCAGCAGUACACCUGCACCACAAGGCUAUGUGCUUAACCCUCUGCUCUACUAGCUUAAUGACUGUGACUAAUUUUAUCUCGUUGCAUAGAAAAUAUUUAAUAGGUAUGAACAAUAUUUAAUAGGUGCUCCUUUGGCUAGCAUGAGGGGAGACUGCCAUUAAGCCAAGAAGGGAGAUGUAAGCAAGAGAAUAACAAAUACAUAAUGACAGAAUAAAAAGUAGAAAUAUCAUGUCAUCAGCACCGGUCAAAAGAAAACACAACACCCAAACAACUUUUUCAAUUCCCGAACUAACUGCGGCACAGUCACUAGUCCCCGUUUCUGCAGGAUCUAUGCGCCCCCUGAUGGUCACAAUCCCGUAUUGCAGGCAAUGCCCGCAGAUGCGACCUGACACGCCGCACCCUCUGCCGGGCGCCUGAUCUCCUUCUGUGUCUGCUGGUGCGGGACGAGCCCUCGCUUCUGGUCAACAUGGAUCCCGAGAGGGCGAGAGGCGAGGCAGCCGCAGACUCGGAAGGUGGGCGGUCCAGUGCAGUCUGCGCGGAGGAAGAACAAAACGUUCUGCAGGAACUGUCAAAGUUGCCGGUGGAGGGGGCGGGGAAAAGGCCGACAUGCUCCAGAUGCAGCCGUCCUCAGAAGGUUUGUCUUUGCCCAUUCCUGCCAGUUCAUCCACUGAAUGUUUCCACAUGCCUGUACAUAGUCCAGCAUCCAGCAGAGGAGAGUCGAGUACUGCGGACUGUACCUCUGUUGGCUGCCUGCCUUCCAGCUGACAAAUGUAAAGUCUUUAUUGGACGGCGUUUUAAUGAGGACAGGCAUCCUGAACUUGCAGCUGUUUGCCAGAGUAUUAGUACAUUAGUCUUGUAUCCUGGACCUGAGGCAAAUAACCUGGAAGAGCUUGAACUCGAUCCAUCGCUGUCUCCAUACAAUAUCAUUAUCAUUGAUGGAACAUGGAGCCAGGCCAAAACCAUGUUUUAUGGAAAUGCCCUCUUUCGUUUGCCAAAACAAGUUCAACUGAAAACCAGUUUAUCAAGCCAGUACAUAAUUCGAACUCAGCCAAACAAUACAUGUCUCUCUACACUGGAAUGUGCAGCCUUUGCUCUCUCCAUUGUAGAAAAGGACCACUACAUUCAUGAGGUCAUUCUGCGACCUCUUCGGGCAUUGUGCUCAUUCCAGCUUCAACAUGGAGCUCAAGUCCAUCACAGUAAGGAACAUCUGAUUAAGAAUGGGUUGUAUACAAAACCAAUGCCAAAGAAUAAGCGUAAACUUAAGAGAAUGGAACGUCUGGUCAAAGACUAGAACAGGAGUAUAAUUUUAGUAUGACAUUAUUUUUCGAAGCAGAGAUUCUCUGACUCAUGGUCUUCUAUCUCCGGAUCUCUGGAUUUUCAUUUCAACUGGUCAUCAGUUUCCUUAAGUUGAAUUCCUGGCUAGCUUCUAUUUCUAUUAUGAGUCUUAACAAAUUCACUUAGGACAUAUUUCCUCAGGGUUCCUUCUGUUGUACUUCCAUAAUUUAGGUGCAAAUGUUCAUCAGAAAUCUUAUUUAGUUAGUUUCCUUCUGAAAUUGGGCCAUUGUUAUGCUGCUGCAAUUGGAGAAAAUUCAUCUCCUCAAUAUUUGGUUAAUUACUUUGUCUUUUAAUGAUAUUCUGCAAUAUUCAGGACAGAUCAAUGUAUUAAUGCAGCAAACUUUUCUUUAGUUUUGUUGGAUGUUUCCAUGAGAAUAGAUUAUUUUAUUGCAGUCUCUGAUUUUAGUCUAGGCUACUAAAGCUGUCUUGAAGUUGCCAGAUGGGCAGUAUCAGAAUCUUGAGUAUUUUUUCCAUUCUUAAGGCUUAGGUCUAGAAACAUUUUAAAAUUUUUUCCACCUCUCCCCUGCACUCUGCUCCAAUUCCCCUCCUGUCAGAUGUCCUCUACAUAAGUAGAUGCUUCAGGAGGAUGAAGAGUGGAAAUCUUGGAUAUACUCCAGCAAACACAUACUCUUGGAUUAUAGUGGUUGUCCAUCAUAUCUAACGAUGACAGGAAACCUGUGUGGAGAGUUUUUAAAGUAGAAGAGCCAUUGUACUGGGGCAGUUCCACCUCAGAAUUCCAGGUCCAGUGGGACGAGUAGUCAUCGCAAGUGGAGUCUUUCCUGGUUGCAGUGGAUGACCAUGACUUCUCUGCCUCGUCAUGCCCUUCGCUCUCUGCAGAGUGUUGCAGGCCGUUGAAUCGCACUGUAGAUCUCAUCCACCAAAUCCGCCUGAAAUGACUUCACAUGCUAGGACAGACACGUCUCUACUUCACCAGGGUAUGGGCUACCCUCACCUGCUUUAGCUUGCCUGUUGAAGCUGUGCACUGGUGUGUGGCUGCUGUCACAUUCAGACAGCUACUUGGAGCAACGGGUGAGAGCCGAGUGUCCGGUGAGGAGCACAGUUGCGUUAGCUGCCUCAGAUUGGACACAACAAGCCCUUUCACCAGAGGUGCUACCCAUACACCCCAAUUCCAGAGUAUAUAAUGUUGUAUUGGUUACAUAGGCCUUCUUAGCACAUAACUCUAGUUGAGUACAUUAUGUAGCUGUGACAUUAGGUGUUUAAAUUGAUCUCCUAACUCAGAACUUCUGUUAAUUAGAAUUAAAAGUAAAUGUCUGUGUCAUUAAAAUUCAAAAGAGUAGGUCUGUGAGUAGUUAGCUCACGAAAUCCCACAGGUAUCUAGAGCAUCAUAAGACAUAGGAGUAGAACCAGGCCAUUUGGCCCAUCGAGUUUCUUCUGCCAUUUCAUUAUGGCUGAUUCAUUUUUCCUCUCAGCCCCAAUCUCCUGCCUCCUCCCCAUAUCCCUUCAUACCUUGACCAGUCAAGAAUCUAUCAACCCCUGCCUUAAAUAUACCUACAGACUUGGCCUCCCCAGCUGCCUGUGGCAAGAAUUCCACAGAUUCACCACUCUCUGGCUAAAGAUCGUGUCAGGUUGAAAUGUGUGGGAAACCUGUAGAUGGGGAAGCCGCCUUUGUUUUUGCCUGAUCUGAUUUAAGUGGGAAUAUAUGAGAUUACAUUUUAUAUUAGAUAGAGAACUUGAAUCAGCUCCUACAGUUCUUAAUGAGACUUUGAUGUCAGUUUUGACCAAUUUGACUGGUUUGAACAGAAAGUGGGUGGGAAAGAAUUCUGUAAAACAAAACUUAUGUGCAUUUACACCACUGCCUUUCAUCAAUUCUUUAUCUGUAUGUGGUGACACCUGUGUAUAAAUAACAAUCAUUUUCAAUGCACUGGAGCAAAUAAGAACUCAGCAGAACAAGCAGCAUCUGAGGAGGUAAAGGGAUGGUGUCAAUACACUGUUAAGUUAAUGGAGUGUGUAAAAGGUCCACCGCGAAAAGAGUCAGUAGCAGAGCAGUCAAUGUCCAAACAACAAACUUAAGUAAUUAUUUGACCAAAAAUUAGAUAAUUGUGUGAUUAUGUAUAAUAUGAGCAGAGUUUGUAGCUAUAGUUACUAUGUACUUAGUUACUGAUCCCAAGCUUGCUUACUAUGAGAUAUUUCAGGACUGGUAAAACACAAGGAAAAGUUAAAUUUUCCAGGCUAGUGAAUUAGCAACUGCCCCGAGAGCUAAUGUGGGAAGGAGUCUAAGAUGAGAAGUUCUUAUUAUGAAACAAGUCAGCUGCAAAACAAGGGUAUCCCUUGAAGAAAAAAAGUAUGGAAAAUGAAUUACAAAUGCCCAAAUACCGUUUGUUUACUUGAUCACCACACCUGUGUAGGAUUUUUUAAAAAUAUGGUAUACUUAAAGAGAUACAUCAUAUGAAAAUGGAAAAUGCAGAUUUCAUUACAUCUUUUACUUAGUAAUGAAUGUUGAGACAGGUUUACUAUGAAUUACCACUUUUGUAUCUGUUUUCAAUAAAAUGUU